Molecule: messenger RNA, 2998 nt
Organism: Onychostoma macrolepis
Lineage: Eukaryota; Metazoa; Chordata; Actinopteri; Cypriniformes; Cyprinidae
Gene: cbsb
Product: cystathionine beta-synthase b
Exons: 15
Coding region: 164-2017 (617 amino acids)
Cellular component (GO): cytoplasm
Molecular function (GO): cystathionine beta-synthase activity; cysteine synthase activity
Source: RefSeq, a predicted model, not a curated record
CUCGAUCCCAACAAGGUAUGCUGACACACGAUUGGACGCCAGCGUGACUCUUGAACGCGUGUGAGCAGCUGGCAAACCGAUUUCUUUUCACAUACGGAUAGGUCAUCUGUGUAAUCGGACCUCACCAGCUCCUAAGUUCCUCUGUAUCUGAGUCAGGUAAACCAUGCCAUCAGUACCAUCUAGUUCAGAGUCAGUUGGGACUGGUCCCGUCUGCCCACACGCUGCCAAAGUCCUCACAAAUGCUGCAAAUGGAGAAUCUGGCAUCAACGGAGAGGCAAAACUGAAAACUGAUGCCGUUUUGAAUGGAAAAGCUGCGCACAAGUUAAGUGUGAAUGAAACAAACGGUCAUCAUUUGAAGAGUGUGAAUGUAGAGCACAUUGAGAACGGCUCAGAAAGCACCAUGGAGAGGAAAUGGAUUCGACCAGAUUUGCCCAGCAGAUGCACCUGGAAACUUGGUGACCCAAAUACAGAGUCGCCCCACAAGCACUUCCAACAAACAAAGACACCCAGUAUCCUUCCCAACAUUUUAAGCAGGAUUGGAGAGACCCCACUGGUCCGCAUGAACAAGAUUCCUAAAGCUUUUGGCCUCAAGUGUGAGCUUUUGGCUAAAUGCGAGUUCUUCAACGCCGGUGGCAGCGUGAAGGACAGAAUCAGUCUGCGAAUGGUAGAGGACGCUGAGAGAGACGGCAUCCUGAAACCUGGAGACACCAUCAUUGAGCCCACGUCAGGAAACACAGGGAUUGGUCUUGCUCUGGCAGCAGCAGUCAAAGGUUAUCGCUGCAUCAUUGUCAUGCCUGAGAAGAUGAGCAUGGAAAAGGUGGACGUGCUCCGUGCUCUCGGUGCUGAGAUUGUUCGUACCCCUACCUCAGCCCGGUUUGACUCUCCUGAGUCUCACGUGGGGGUGGCUUGGCGUUUGAAGAAUGAGAUUCCUAACGCUCACAUUCUGGACCAGUACCGCAAUCCCAGCAAUCCCCUGGCCCACUAUGACACCACUGCAGAGGAGAUUCUGGAGCAGUGUGACGGUAAAAUAGACAUGCUGGUGGCCGGAGCUGGCACUGGUGGCACCAUCACUGGCAUCGCUCGCAAGCUGAAGGAGAAAUGCCCUAAUAUCAAAAUAGUUGGAGUGGAUCCUGAGGGCUCUAUCCUUGCUGAGCCGGAGGAGCUUAAUAAGACUGAUAAGACUCAAUAUGAGGUUGAGGGCAUCGGAUAUGACUUCAUCCCCACUGUUCUGGACAGAUCUGUGGUGGAUAGUUGGUACAAGUCCAAUGAUGAAGAGUCCUUUGCCAUGUCUCGUAUGCUCAUCAGAGAGGAGGGUCUUCUGUGCGGCGGUAGUUCAGGCACAGCCAUGGCUGCAGCAGUGCAUGUAGCCAAAGAGUUGAAGGAAGGCCAGCGCUGUGUGGUGAUCCUCCCCGACUCCAUCCGCAACUACAUGUCUAAAUUUCUUAGUGACAAGUGGAUGUGUGAAAAGGGCUUCCUGAGUGAGGAGGAUCUUGUUGUCAGCAAGCCAUGGUGGUGGAAUCUGACUCUUCAGGAGCUCCGGCUCUCCGCCCCGCUGACUGUGCUGCCUUUAGUGUCCAUUAAGAAGACCAUUCAGAUCCUGAAAGAGAAGGCUUUUGACCAAGCCCCUGUGGUGGACGAGGCUGGGCAUAUUCUGGGCAUGGUCACGUUGGGGAACAUGCUCUCAUCGGUUCUAGCUGGGAAGGUCAGGCCAUCUGAUCCCAUAAACAAAGUUCUCUACAAACAGUUUAAACAGGUGCGCCUAACUGAUAACCUGGGCAAACUCUCACGUAUCCUUGAGACGGACCAUUUCGCCCUUGUUGUGCAUGAACAGAUUCAGUUGGAUGGUGUCCGCAGUCUGAAUUGCAGUUCCUGUCUUACAGACAUGAGCGAUGGAUCUCCAAAGAUGAGGCAGAUGGUGUUUGGGGUGGUGACGGCUAUUGACCUGCUGAACUAUGUGGCCACUCGUGAGCGGAGGGAACGCUCGCUGUCUGAGUGCUCGCUGUCUGAAGAUCAGUGAACAACCAAGAGUAUGAGAACACAAUGCUGGAGUGUCCUUUUCUCUUCUCUCACACAGUUUUUGAGUUUAUUUCUCUGUGAGUGGUAUGCUCCAUGUUAAAGAAGAAUUUUGCUUUUAUAAGAGCCAGUCAAUAUAGAUUUACAUGCACAUUAUUUUUUAUUUUUUUUCUCUGUUUACCGCAUGUUCUUCUUUUAUCUCUCUUUAUUUUACAUUUUAUCUGCUUUGUUAGCCAGUCAGCAUAAUGAAGUAAUAUCACAGGUCAGUCAACCACUACUUGUAGAUUUGUUUACUUUGCAGAUUUGAUUUAUUAGGGUGUAUAUAUUUAAAUGAAUGUAUUUUAUUCUUUCAAUAACUCUGCAUUCGUUUGAUUUAGUUUAGUUUAAGUGCUGGAUUCAGGUUCUCUCUUGUCUAAGCUACAACUACAUCGCCACCUAGUGACUGCAAUAGUUUACAACAGGCAUUGAAACUUUGACCUUCAUCAGUCAUGCUCUGCUUCUUGGCACAAUGAUCUCUGGAGCGUGAGGAGUUUUGCAGGCAUGAUCGAUAGUAAUUUACAAAGCAAAUACUAAGUGUGUUUUGUAAAGCAAUCUGCACCCAGACGGGGUGACUUGACAUUUUUCUUGUAUUGAUACAAGACCUGAUAUUGAGUGUAAAUAAAUAUUGGUGAUUUGGACUUGCUUUAAACACACCACUCUGUGUUAAGCAAAUUUGUUUCAUUUUUCUAUGUUCUUUUCGUCUGACCUCUUGUAAAUCAAAACUGUAAUGAAUAGAGUCUGAAUAAGAUUGUUUGUAUAUGAGUUAAUGUGAUGUAAAUGAAUGUGCGUGAGGGUGCAUUAUUUUGCUCUCAUGAUCAUGGUUUCUGUGCAUGAAGCUGGAAUCUCUGGCUCAGAAUGUCUUUACUGUAUGUCAUUUGAUUUGCUUUUUCUUGAAUCUUAUUCCUGUAAUAAGUACUAGUUACAAAUAAAGGCUUUAUUUCCUGAA